This is a messenger RNA of Anoplopoma fimbria (sablefish), 2107 nucleotides long. RefSeq names its product neurofilament light chain a (gene nefla). NCBI's taxonomy places the organism in Eukaryota, Metazoa, Chordata, Actinopteri, Perciformes, Anoplopomatidae. Gene Ontology annotation, biological process: neurofilament bundle assembly. The record is from RefSeq and is a predicted model, not a curated record. Bases 1 to 1863 code for a protein of 620 amino acids. The transcript has 4 exons. Gene Ontology annotation, cellular component: intermediate filament; cytoplasm; axon. Gene Ontology annotation, molecular function: structural constituent of postsynaptic intermediate filament cytoskeleton.
AUGAGUAGCAUCGGAUAUGACCCCUUCUACUCCGCCUCGCCAUACAGGCGCUGGUAUGCCGAGGCCCCCCCUCGUGUCGCGGUGACCAGAGGGAGGACCCACUCCGUCUACUCCUCCCAUGCCUCCCCGCUGUCCUCCUCCCGUCUGCAGUACUCCUCUCCUGGCCGGGUGCUGCUCUCUUCCUCCUCACAAGCCGCUUCCGUGGAGCUGGAGCUCAGCCAGGCCGCCCAGAUCAGCUCUGAGUUCCGCACCGUUCGCACCCAAGAGCGCGGCCAGCUGCAGGACCUCAACGACCGCUUUGCCGGCUUCAUCGAGAGGGUGCGUGAGCUGGAGCAGCAGAACCGGGCUCUGGAGUCAGAGCUGCUGCUGCUGAGGCAGAGGUACACCGAGCCGUCCCGCCUGAGAGCGCUGUAUGAGCAGGAGGCCCGGUCCCUGAGAGCUGCUGUGGAUGAGGCCAGGGCGGAACAACAGGCUGUCCUGGGACAGAGAGAGAGGCUGGAGCAGACCCUAAGUGCCUUGCAGGGUCGAUAUGAGGAGGAAGUGCUGGCUCGCGAAGAGGCCGAGGGCAGGCUGAUGGACACCCGCCGCGAGGCUGACCAGGCUGCCUUAGCUAAGGCUGGCCUGGAGAAGAGCGUCGAGUGUCUGCUGGAGGAGCUGGCCUUCCUCAAGAGGAUUCACGAGGGCGAGGUGGUUGAGCUUCAGGCCCAGGUCCAGAUGAGUGUCCAGGUGGCAGUGGAGUCCGAGGCCGCAACUCCUGACCUCUCCGGGGCUCUCAGGGACAUCCGGUCCCAGUAUGAAAGGCUGGCGGCAAAAAACAUGCAAGCAGCAGAAGAGUGGUUCAGGGGGAAGGUGGGCUCCAUGACCGAAACUGUGGCCCAGCACAGCGACGCCAUGAGAAGCUCCAAGGGCGAAGCAGGAGAGUACCGACGCCAGCUCCAGGGCCGCCUGCUGGAGAUCGAUGCGUGCAGAGGCAUCAAUGAAUCCCUGGAGAAACAGCUGCAUGAGAUGGAGGACAAGCAGAACGCUGAGAUAGAUUCUAUGCAUGACACCAUUGCAGAGUUGGAGAGUGAGCUGAGGGGAACCAAACAGGAAAUGGCUCGCUACCUGAAAGAAUACCAGGACCUUCUGAAUGUCAAGAUGGCUCUGGACAUUGAGAUUGCUGCAUACAGGAAGCUUCUAGAAGGGGAGGAGUCUCGUUUCAGUGUAGGAGUGCCUGGGAGUGUGUCCUCUCUGUACAGCCACAGUUACUCGGUGCCCUCCUUCACCCGGCCCGUCCUUUCCAGCCUGAGUUCUAGCACCUCCUACCUGAUGACAUCACACCUCCUCAGCUCCAGCUUCAGCACCACCGAGGGGAUCAUCUCUGCCAGCCACGCCCAGAAAGCAGAGGCCAGCCCACCUGGGGAAGAGGAGGUGGAGGAGGAGGAAGCAGAGGAGGAGGUAAAAGAGGAGGAGGAGGAGAAGGAAGAAGAGGGAGGAGAAGAGACAGAGGAGACAAAGGAGGAAGAGGAGGGUGGUGAGGAGGAGCCCAAGGAAGAAGUGACAGAGGCCGCUGAAGAUGACGGGGAAAAAGAGGACAAAGCAGAAGCAGAGGAGACCGAGGUUAAAGAGGAAACCCAAGAGGAGGUAAAAACAGAAGGAAGCGAUGACAAAGAUGAGGAUGCAAAAGAAGAAGAAAAAGAGGAGAAGGAAGAGGUAAAGAAAAGUGAAGAGAAAGAAGAAAAAGUGGAUGCCAAGAAAGACGACAAAGAUGAAAAAGCUGCUGUGAAAACAGAAGUCAAAGCUGAAGCCAAAAAGGAGAAAGAGGAAGAAAAAGUAGCCAAACCGGAAGCUGCAGAAGAAACAAGCACAAAGGGUGAAAAGUAAACCAGUAGCAGCAGACAACUUCAAUCAAGACUGUUCAUUAGCUCAAUAACCAGUAGAGGCAUCUACGCUAUCCUCUCAAACCUGCUUGUUAACAUGGUGCUCAAUAAAACAGUCCAAUAGCCAUUUGCAGCAACAAAUCAAGGUUAACUGCUUGCCAAUACCAAUAGUCCAUAAAGGUCUGGUUGCACACUUCCUGAUGAGUGUAAUAUGUAUAAUUGCUGAGUUCAAAAGUGAGUGUGUGAGA